AUAUAUAUAUAUAACCUUAUUGAUAUUUGCAGCAAAAUGCAACAGAGAGAUGUAGUUGUCAAUGGAACUGUGCCAGUUACACUUGACGCUGUUAACAUAAUAUCAAAUUCAACACAGACUGAUGAUUUCAUAGAUAUUAUAAUUGUUAGAAACAACCCUAUUUUUAUCGGUAUCUUCUGUGGGUGUGUGUUCUUGGUGACUAUCUGUGCAUUCUUGUGGUGUUAUUUACGAACAAAUCCAUCAGAAAGAUUUAAUUUAACCUUAACCACGUCAGUUUCAAACAAUAUUUCUACAUCACAACAAACCAGUCACAAAGACGGACAUCAUGGAAGAGAAAGUGCGUCGUUGUAA
Molecule: messenger RNA, 351 nt
Organism: Mytilus trossulus (common blue mussel)
Lineage: Eukaryota; Metazoa; Mollusca; Bivalvia; Mytilida; Mytilidae
Exons: 4
Coding region: 37-351 (104 amino acids)
Source: RefSeq, a predicted model, not a curated record